Messenger RNA from Contarinia nasturtii (swede midge), 977 nucleotides. RefSeq names its product bacchus (gene Bacc). NCBI's taxonomy places the organism in Eukaryota, Metazoa, Arthropoda, Insecta, Diptera, Cecidomyiidae. The transcript is spliced from 4 exons. The record is from RefSeq and is a predicted model, not a curated record. Bases 260 to 595 code for a protein of 111 amino acids.
GUAGUCAGUUGUGUAUCAGUUCUCAACGAGUCAACAUCGUGUGGAAAAAUUGUCUCUUCGUCUAUUAAACGACUUAGAAAAAAAAACAAUAAAUUUUGUUUAAAAAAAUCUUCACCAAAUUUUUCCAACAUAAAUUACUUGUACUUUUUUGUACAUCACACUCGCAAAUCUCUUCAAGAGUUCAAACGAAAAUCCUUGCUCGACAAGAAAUACAUUUUUUUUUUAUUUAAGAAAAAAAAAAACACCAAACAAAAACAAAAUGAGUGCAACAGAGAGCAGUGAAUUCGCCGUACCAGAAGUCGUCGCCGAAAACGAAAAGGAAGAAUCAAAGGAAAUUAAAGCCACAAAACGGCCGGCAGAUGAAAAACCAACAGAAGCCAAGAAGGCAAAGAAAGACGAAAAUGGUACUGCCCCCGAAGCCGAAGAUGCUGGUGAUGAGGAAGCCGACGAUGAAGAAAUUGAAGGUGAAGAUGAGGAGUACGGAGAUGAAGGAGACAUUCCGUAUGGUGAAGAAGAUGACCUCGAAGGUGAAGAUGAUGAGGAUGACUUGGAAGGAGAAGGUGAAGAUGGUGACGAUGACGAUGAAGAUGCGUGAAGAGAUUCAUGAACAGCGUAAUUAUAAUUCUUGAAUAAGCUACACACACAAAAAAAAGUUUUAAAAAAUCCAACAAAAAAAAAUGAAGAAGAAGAACAACAAACCACAACAAAACACAUAACCAACAUUUUUUUUUUGUUAAAUUAAAUAAAUGAGAACUAAAAGUAAAAAAAUGGGAAAAGAGUAAAAAAAUUUAAAUAAUGAGAGUAAAAUUAAUUAAAUAAAAUACUUACACAUGAUGAAGUAAUGAACGACAAAUUAUACAAAUUUAAUGCCCAUCAUCCGAUUUUAUUAAGAAACUUUCAUCAAUCCCAUAACAAAAAAAAAACACACAAACAAAUCCAAAUAAUUGUAUGUACGAAUUAAUAGCUAUUUGAUUGUA